Messenger RNA from Oncorhynchus tshawytscha (Chinook salmon), 1837 nucleotides. RefSeq names its product mediator of RNA polymerase II transcription subunit 28. NCBI's taxonomy places the organism in Eukaryota, Metazoa, Chordata, Actinopteri, Salmoniformes, Salmonidae. Gene Ontology annotation, cellular component: mediator complex. The record is from RefSeq and is a predicted model, not a curated record. Bases 34 to 576 code for a protein of 180 amino acids. The transcript is spliced from 5 exons.
UUUAGUUGGCAACACUUCAAACAUCCAUCCAAUAUGUCUUCCUCCAUGGGCAGCGGGAUGUUCCCCGGCCAGCAGUCCGCUGGUCCUCACCCUGUCGGCGGCCCGGGUCAGCCGGGACUACUAUCUGGAGCUCCGGGGAACAGGGUCCAGGGCCCCAACACUCUGGUGGACGACCUGGAGGCUUCUUUCGAGGCUUGCUUUGCGUCCCUAGUGAGUCAAGACUACGUGAACGGAACCGACCAGGAGGAAAUUCGGACAGGUGUGGAUCAGUGUAUUCAGAAGUUUCUGGAUGUCGCCAGACAGACAGAAUGCUUCUUCCUGCAGAAGCGUCUUCAGUUAUCAGUCCAGAAACCCGACCAGGUGGUCAAAGAGGAUGUGUCUGAGCUGCGGAAUGAACUCCAGAGGAAAGAGCUGCUUGUUCAGAAACACCUGUCUAAGCUGCACCACUGGCAGCAGGUUCUGGAGGAUGUCAGUGUCCAGCAUCGUAAACCGUCAGAUCUCCCUCCACCUGGACCCCUGGCCUUCCUGGAACAGGCCUCAGCUAGUCUACCAGCUGCACCACUCAAACAGACCUAACACACACACCUCUCUCUCUCCCUCCACCUGGACCCCUGGCCUUCCUGGAACAGGCCUCAGCUAGUCUACCAGCUGCACCACUCAAACAGACCUAACACACACACCUCUCUCUCUCCCUCCUGUGUAAAUAUUUCUGUUGUUUUUUUUGCUGACAGAAUGAAUGAGUUUGGAUCAGAACCACCAGCUGCUGUUUUGUCCUGACAGAAUAAAUGAGUUUGGAUCAGAACCACCAGCUGUUGUUUUGUCCUGACAGUAUAAAUGAGUUUGGAUCAGAACCACCAGCUGCUGUUUUGUUCUGACAGAAUGAGUGAGUUUGGAUCAGAACCACCAGCUGUUGUUUUGUCCUGACAGAAUAAAUGAGUUUGGAUCAGAACCACCAGCUGUUGUUUUGUCCUGACAGUAUAAAUGAGUUUGGAUCAGAACCACCAGCUGCUGUUUUGUUCUGACAGAAUAAAUGAGUUUGGAUCAGAACCACCAGCUGUUGUUUUGUUCUGACAGAAUAAAUGAGUUUGGAUCAGAACCACCAGCUGUUGUUUUGUCCUGACAGAAUAAAUGAGUUUGGAUCAGAACCACCAGCUGUUGUUUUGUCCUGACAGAAUAAAUGAGUUUGGAUCAGAACCACCAGCUGUUGUUUUGUCCUGACAGAAUAAAUGAGUUUGGAUCAGAACCACCAGCUGCUGUUUUGUCCUGACAGAAUAAAUGAGUUUGGAUCAGAACCACCAGCUGUUGUUUUGUCCUGACAGUAUAAAUGAGUUUGGAUCAGAACCACCAGCUGCUGUUUUGUUCUGACAGAAUAAAUGAGUUUGGAUCAGAACCACCAGCUGUUGUUUUGUCCUGACAGAAUAAAUGAGUUUGGAUCAGAACCACCAGCUGUUGUUUUGUCCUGACAGUAUAAAUGAGUUUGGAUCAGAACCACCAGCUGCUGUUUUGUCCUGACAGAAUAAAUGAGUUUGGAUCAGAACCACCAGCUGCUGUUUUGUCCUGACAGUAUAAAUGAGUUUGGAUCAGAACCACCAGCUGUUGUUUUGUCCUGACAGAAUAAAUGAGUUUGGAUCAGAACCACCAGCUGUUGUUUUGUCCUGACAGAAUAAAUGAGUUUGGAUCAGAACCACCAGCUGUUGUUUUGUCCUGACAGAAUAAAUGAGUUUGGAUCAGAACCACCAGCUGUUGUUUUGUCCUGACAGUAUAAAUGAGUUUGGAUCAGAACCACCAGCUGCUGUUUUGUCCUGACAGAAUAAAUGAGUUUGGAUCAGAACCACCA